This is a messenger RNA of Neodiprion virginianus, 3001 nucleotides long. RefSeq names its product serine/threonine-protein kinase fused (gene fu). The record is from RefSeq and is a predicted model, not a curated record. Gene Ontology annotation, biological process: protein phosphorylation. Gene Ontology annotation, cellular component: cytoplasm. The transcript has 9 exons. Lineage: Eukaryota; Metazoa; Arthropoda; Insecta; Hymenoptera; Diprionidae. Bases 130 to 2478 code for a protein of 782 amino acids. Gene Ontology annotation, molecular function: ATP binding; protein kinase activity.
ACGUGGAUUGUAUGUUGUUUUGAAUCGUGUCGGACGUUUGAAACAUUGACACGAGCACGUACAAAAGGUUCUCUGGUCUGAGGUCAUUCGAAUGACGGUAAACUACGUCUCCAAUCGUGCGAAUUCGACAUGGAGAAGUACGAGGUACUCGGUCAGGUCGGCGAAGGAUCUUUCGGGCAAGUCUACAAGGCCAAGAAGCGAGCGGACGGUGAAGUUGUCGCUUUUAAGGUUAUCAGAAAGCGCGGUCGUUCGCUUAAAGAGCUCAAGAGUCUGAGACAGGAAUGUGAAAUACAACGUCACCUCCAUCAUCCAAACAUCAUACAAAUGUUAGAUUCUUUCGAGACUGAAAACGAGAUCGUUGUCAUUACGGAAUAUGCUGACAAAGAGUUAUAUGAAAUAUUAGGAAAAGCUGGCCGCUUGUCAGAGGAAAGAGCCCAAGUUAUUGCCUGCGAUCUUGUCUCCGCACUUUACUACUUACAUUCAAAUAGAGUGCUUCACAGAGAUUUGAAACCCCAAAAUGUUUUGCUUGAGGCUAACGGUGUGGCUAAAUUGUGUGAUUUUGGAUUUGCUCGAAGCAUGAGCACCGGCACACAUGUUCUCACUUCGAUAAAAGGGACCCCUCUUUAUAUGGCUCCAGAGCUAAUUGAAGAAUGUCCAUACGACCACAACGCUGACUUAUGGUCCCUUGGCUGCAUAGUUUACGAGCUAGUGGUUGGAACGCCUCCCUUCCAAACAACUUCCAUAUUACAUUUGGUCAGACUCAUAAGAUUUGAGGCAGUCAAGUGGCCAGACUAUAUAUCAGAAAACUGCAAAAGCUUUCUGCAGGGUUUGCUUCAAAAAGAUCCCUCCCUGAGGCUCACUUGGCCAGAUCUUCUGAAUCACCCAUUUGUCAAGGACAGGAUCCUGAUGGUCGGUAGAACUGCUCCAACACCGUUCACAACUCCCUUGUCCGCGAGUCAAGCACGAGCUAAACAACAACAGCUUCAAAGUCUCGCCAUGCGUUCCACUAGUCAAUCAAAAGUUCUGGAAAAAGCAGUACAAAAAAUUCAAGAACAAGAACGCAAACUAAGGGAACAGCGCCACAUGACUUGCGUCUCUCAGCCCCGAUACCCAAUUACACGUGGAUAUUGUCAAAACCGGCAAUGUCAAAUUUUGUGUCGCAGUGAACCUAGUGGAUCGGAUUCCAGUGCCAGUGUUGACGUGCUGCUUGGGAAUCUGAGCCUAAGGGCAUCUUUGCGGAGCGAUCUGCUUGCCGCAGAUCACACGCUGUGCCAGAAUGAUUGCCCUAACACUAACGUUAGGCAAGCUUCCAUCAUGGGGACACUUGAAACUGCGCAACCGAUGAAGACGGACGAAUUCAGAGAAAAAUCUACCUCCCGACGGACGUCUAAGGACAAUAAUUCACAGGCUCGGGGUGAUGGAGCGAGUGUUUGCCACAGAGAUACAUCUGCAGUUGAACAACUGCCCGGUGCCGAUGGUGAUUACAAGCAGAGUCGUUUGAGUUUCGACUAUGAUCAAGAAUUUAGUGUAGAUAUAGCUAACAAGCAAGUCAGACUUUCUGACUGGGAUCCCAGGGCGGUUGAACAACCUAUAGAAAAUGAGGAGUGGGUGGCUUUUCUACAACGAUCAAUGGAAGAAGUGAUGGAUGGAGAGGUCGUGUCGUUGCUGCAGCAAAACUGCGUUUCCGUGUUUGUUUCGCCUCUAAGAAACCCAGCCGCAGGAUGCCGGGUCGUCGAAUAUGUCGCCUGCCUCUUGUCCCUGCCUUUUGUCGUUCCGAUGAGUGCGGAACGCCUGAAUAAAAUAAAACAAGUCUAUCUGGACGUCAGGGUUGUCCCAAAUCUGGUCUAUGCAGUGAAGCUCUUGAUGUCGGAACGCCGAGAAGACUCGAGUCCUUCGCCGACCGGCGACACGCGGUCAGCUGCCACUUUGUCAGCGGACGAGCUGCAGGCACUUGAAUGUGUGAUGUUGAUGCUGUGCAGACUUGUUUACGUUCAGGAGCAGUUUCUGACGCAGCUUUGCGAUGCUAUUUACAUUGUAAACGGUAUGCCUCUUCUUCAGCAGCUCAUCACUUUGGAGAAACGGAAGUCCAGGGUCGUUGCCGACCUUGUAGCCAUAUUCAACAACGUUCUCAGGUGUCAGCCUGAAAACGCCGAGUUGGUGGAAAGAGUCGUCCUUCGCACAAAGACACCCGUCGAACAACUUAGCAAGCUCCUCACGCACAGACAGAGCGUUCUAAGGGCAAGAAGCUGCACGUUGGUCAGAUUACUUGGAAGGUUCAGCUGCAGGGCACUACAGCAGGCCUGGGGUAGGCCACUUAGAAAUCUACUCGAGAGUCUGACACUAGACAACGAAGAAGUAGUGCGUAACAUGAGAAUACAUCGAUUGCUGAUUGGAACCGCUCGUUUGCAGGCCGCUGAAGAUGCGGUUAGUGAGUUGAAGCAACUGCUGUAUUACAACCAGCAGAGUCCAACCGGUUAACUGCAAUACGUUCAUCAUCAUAAGUAUCAUUAAGACGUUCUGUGUUUCCGUUCCAACCUGUGCGACAUGGAUCUAUUUUCAGUGAGUUUUUAAUUUUUUUUUAUUUUCUUUUACAGUUAUUUUCAAUUGCAUUUCAAAUUCAAGAUCAAGGGUGCUUUUCUUCGAUUGUUAUCGAGCAUUAAUUACGGCGAAAUACUUUAAUUUCUGGAAAGGUUUAUUUAGCGAAAAAGUACAUCAUAAUAAUGUGCUUAUUAUUUUUUAUCCCAUCGUUCUCAAAAAAAAUAAGUAUAAUUUGAAGAAGAACAUAAUUCAUGGUUACUGUAGCAAUUUCUGCCGACGAAAAGAUCAAAUAAGCUUUACGCCGAUUUUUCAUACUUUUCGUAUUACCGUAAAAUCGUGAUAGGAGUAAUCUGUAUGUGAUAUGAAUUUCGCGCAUUGAUUAUAUACAUAAACAUUUACACAUAAAUUAGCUUUAUCAUUAGUGAAUUUACAGGGUCAUUUAUUCGUUGCGGAACACCGGGUU